AUGGAAGAUCAACCAUUGACCAAAGCAGACCUGAAGGAUGUUACCGCGGCUCUUACCGCGGCCCUAACUGCUAUGACACAACAGAUGACAGAACAGAUGACACAACAGAUGGCGACGUUAAUGACGCCUUUAACUGACAGCAUCAACAACAUGAACCAGCGAAGAGACGGGGGAAGAGUACCGCAUAGGGUUCCGCACGGUGGCAACAACGGUCAUGCCAUUAUUACGGAAAAUUCAAGUUCUGAAGGAGAUGAAGCUGAUGAAGAAGAAAUAGUUGACCAAGGGAAUCAGAAUCAUAACCGGGACUACCGAGUGAAAGCUGAUAUUCCAUUGUUCUACGGAACUAUGGGAGUGGAGGAGUUUCUAGACUGGCAGAUUGAUGUUGACAGAUUUUUCGACGUCAUGGGCGUCCCCGAGAAUAAGCAAGUCAAGAUGGUGGCAAUCAGGCUGAAGAGUACUGCUGCUGUGUGGUGGGAUAAGCUUGUUAUCCAGAGGCAGAGACAGAGAAAAGGGCCAGUCAGAACUUGGCGAAGAAUGAAACAAUUGAUGAUGGAGCGAUUUCUACCAGAAGAUUACGAGCAGAUUCUUUAUAAGAUGUAUAUCGAUUGUGAGCAAGGAAAGAAGUCUGUGACGGAGUAUACAACUGAGUUCUUACGUCUUUCUGAGCGUAACGAACUGGGAGAAUCUGAAAAUCAGAAGGUGGCUCGAUACAUCAGUGGCUUAAAGGGUUCUUUGCAGGAGAAGAUGGGUUUGCAAACUGUGUGGACUGUGGCUGAAGCAUCCAGUCUAGCUUUGAAGGCUGAAUUGAUAGAGAAGUCCCCUCGAAAUUUCCCAUCUUUCCGAAGAUACUCUCCCCAAAACAACAUCGAGUCAGCAUGCGAUAAGGAAAAGAGCCCAACAACCAAGGAUCCCAAUUCAGGAAACAAAGGAGCCAACAGUUCUAGCGGUGUGCAACAGAGCAAGACACCCAACCAGAAACCAACUAAUCCUUAUGCGAGACCGGCAAUUGAUAAGUGUUUUCGUUGUGGUGGGCAAGGUCAUCGAUCCAAUGUUUGUCCUUCUAGGAGAACCGCCGCCAUUCUGAAUGAGGAGACUGAGGAGGAAGAGGAGAACAAUGACUAUGAAGGGGUUGAGUUUGCUGAAGAGGAGUCUGAGGAAAGAGUAAACUUUGUGCUCUUGAGGAUCCUGCUAUCAUCCAAAGAAGAAAGUCAAAGGAAGAAUUUGUUUCGAUCACACUGUUCUGUUAAGAACAAGGUGUGUAACUUGAUCGUGGACAACGGCAGCACUGAGAAUUUGGUUUCCCAAAAGCUGGUAGAGUACUUGAAGCUGACAACAGAGCCUCAUGAGAAACCGUACACCUUGGGGUGGGUGAGUAAAGGGCCACAUGUGAAAGUUUCACAGACUUGCAAGGUACCUAUUUCCAUUGGGAAGCACUACAGAGAGGAGGUAUUGUGUGACGUUUUGAGUAUGGAUGUUUGUCAUAUUUUACUUGGGCGGCCUUGGAUGUAUGAUACUGAUACUACAUACAAAGGAAGGGAUAAUGUGAUGUUGUUUACAUGGGGAACACACAAAAUUGCUAUGGCUCCUGUUUUGCACUUUGACAAGGGUCCAGUAGAAAAGAAGUCCAGUUUCUUGGUGAUGACACAGAAUGAAAAGGAGCUUGAUGAGGAUGUAAAAGAAACUAAAUGCUUCUGUCCAGUGGUAAUUAAAGGAUUGAUGAGCGUUGUCAAAGAGGAACCGAUAAUUCCAGAAGAGGUCCUAGAGAUUCUAGAGGACUUUAAAGAGCUGACUGCAGAUGAGCUACCCAACGAGUUGCCUCCGAUGCGAGAUAUUUAG
Lotus japonicus is the source of this 1836-nucleotide messenger RNA. RefSeq lists its product as uncharacterized. The transcript has a single exon. The record is from RefSeq and is a predicted model, not a curated record. Gene Ontology annotation, molecular function: zinc ion binding; nucleic acid binding. Bases 1 to 1836 code for a protein of 611 amino acids. Lineage: Eukaryota; Viridiplantae; Streptophyta; Magnoliopsida; Fabales; Fabaceae.